CGCUAUAUCUCUAGAUGAUGUGACGUGGAAGGUCGCGUCUAUCCCGAGCCAUGGAUCGGGAUGCGUUGCCAUUCCCUCUGGCGGCUGGCUACACCACUUUGGCCUUAAACGGAGCUAAAGGAGGUGCGACAAAAUAUUUAUGUCUCCAAUACUUGAACUAUGCCCGUUGGACGUCUCAGCAAUUCAGCUGCAACCUUCCGACCUCGCUUCAGAUUAUGGCCAGUCUGCAUUUGAAGUCGGAGUCGGGGCAAUGGACGCCCCUGGGCUUCCUGAAAUUCUGGCGCCCGGCAGUGACCUUGCUGAAUGAGACGGUCCAUUGGGGGAUGAAGGUGCCCCUCUGCAUGGCCCUCUACCAGGAGCUCCGCUCCUCGUUCGGCGCUCAUGGGGGGCUCGCGGCUGCCACGGCGCUCUCCACGGCUGGGGAGGUGGCGCUCACUGGGUGGAGCGAACGCUUUGGAGUGCACAUGGGCCUCAAGCAGAUCGGCUCCUAUCGCGAGUCCUUGCGCAUCGCCUGCGAGGCACGUGGCAACCUGCUGCUGGGUGCCUGGGCGGGCGCCGGCGGGCUUUGGGUGCGGAACUUCUCUUGGAAUUUCACCUUCUUCGAGUGGAAGCGCUUCCUCCACAACGCUGUGGAUCGAACGCCCGAGAACGCGCCCCAGUGGUUUCAAGAUCACCUGGAUUGGCUGCGAAGUCUGGAAAAGAAGAACCAGGCGAAUGUGCUCACCUUUGAGGCUGCCACCCUUGGCACCUACCUGACGUUCUUCAACAUGGCUGGUGACAACAUCAAGACGAAAAUGCAGGUAUUGAAUCGUUGGCGGAUCGGCGUUUGUGGAUCCUGUGCGCUAUACGAGCGUCCGAGCGACGGCGGGUGAGAUCUGGACGCAGCACGGGUUGUUGGGCUUCACGCGCGGAAGCCUUUUCAAGGGGAUCUAUUUGAUCCUCGGAUCCACCUUGGCGAUUGGAAUUCAGGAACGGCUCACGGAGAUCAUGGCAGCCCUCUUGAGAUAGGACGGUCUGAGUCUCUCUCAGACCCUCGCGGUGGGUCGUGUGGCUGCAAUUUCUCUUCCAGUGCUUGGCUUGGAACGUUUUUGGGACUUGAGGCCCUUGCCUCCAAGAGUUUGAGCCAAGCACAGCGUUUCCAUGAUCUUUGGAUCAAUUGGAUUGGGGGUUCGCUCCUGCCAUUUGCAUCACUUGUUCGAGC
Durusdinium trenchii is the source of this 1201-nucleotide messenger RNA. The record is from the annotation of a GenBank genome assembly. NCBI's taxonomy places the organism in Eukaryota, Dinophyceae, Suessiales, Symbiodiniaceae.